This is a messenger RNA of Callithrix jacchus (white-tufted-ear marmoset), 2050 nucleotides long. It is a transcript of the gene CWC27, whose product is annotated as CWC27 spliceosome associated cyclophilin. Lineage: Eukaryota; Metazoa; Chordata; Mammalia; Primates; Cebidae. Gene Ontology annotation, biological process: protein peptidyl-prolyl isomerization; protein folding. Gene Ontology annotation, cellular component: catalytic step 2 spliceosome. Gene Ontology annotation, molecular function: peptidyl-prolyl cis-trans isomerase activity. The record is from RefSeq and is a predicted model, not a curated record.
CUUACGAAGUGCCUCUUCUAAUGUUGUAAUACAAAUUACAUUAAGCCAUAGUAGCUUUACAGACUUUUUUUUGUACCCAGGAGUACAUUGGAAUCACCCUUCUCAGCAUUAGCGGUGCUCGGGUCCGAUAACAACAUGGCGGCGUCCGAGAGGGGUUGUUUUGGGCAAAGGUAGUGUUUGGUGUUCCUGUCUUGCGUGAUGUUGACAAACUGAAGCUUUCCUGGACCACUCGACUUAACGAAGAGUGUGCUCGUAGGCGGACAGCUUUCGUGACCCGCCGUCCACUCUCAUCCCCCAUAAGGAGCAGAGUCCUUAGUACUGAUCGCGAUGAGCAACAUCUACAUCCAGGAGCCUCCCACGAAUGGGAAGGUUUUACUGAAAACUACAGCUGGAGAUAUUGACAUAGAGUUGUGGUCAAAAGAAGCUCCUAAAGCUUGCAGAAAUUUUAUACAGCUUUGUUUGGAAGCUUAUUAUGACAAUACCAUUUUUCAUAGAGUUGUGCCUGGUUUUAUAGUCCAAGGUGGAGAUCCUACUGGCACAGGGACUGGUGGAGAGUCUAUCUAUGGAGCACCAUUCAAAGAUGAAUUUCAUUCACGGUUGCGUUUUAAUCGGAGAGGACUGGUUGCCAUGGCAAAUGCUGGUUCUCAUGAUAAUGGCAGCCAGUUUUUCUUUACACUGGGUAGAGCAGAUGAACUUAACAAUAAGCAUACCAUCUUUGGAAAGGUUACAGGGGAUACAGUAUAUAACAUGUUGCGACUGUCCGAAGUAGACAUUGAUGAUGAAGAAAGACCACAUAAUCCACACAAAAUAAAAAGCUGUGAGGUCUUGUUUAAUCCUUUUGAUGACAUUAUUCCAAGGGAAAUUAAAAGGUCAAAAAAAGAGAAACCGGAGGAGGAAGUAAAGAAAUUGAAACCCAAAGGCACAAAAAAUUUUAGUUUACUUUCAUUUGGAGAGGAAGCUGAGGAAGAAGAGGAGGAAGUAAAUCGAGUUAGUCAGAGCAUGAAGGGCAAAAGCAAAAGUAGUCAUGACUUGCUUAAGGAUGAUCCACAUCUCAGUUCUGUUCCUGUGGUAGAAAGUGAAAAAGGUGAUGCCUCAGGAGAUUCAGAUGAUGAUGGAGAAGAUGAAAGUGCAGAGCACGAUGAAUAUAUUGAUGGUGAUGAAAAGAACCUGAUGAGAGAAAGAAUUGCAAAAAAAUUAAAAAAGGACACGAGUACGAAUGUUAAAUCAGCUGGAGAUGGAGAAGUGGAGAAAUCAGUCAGCCGCAGUGAAGAGCUCAGAAAAGAAGCAAGGCAGUUAAAACGGGAACUCUUAGCAGCAAAACAAAAAAAAGGAGAAAAUGCAGCAAAACAAGCAGAAAAAACAAGUGAAGAAGAAGAAGCCACUCCAGAUGGUGCUAUUGCAGAAUACAGAAGAGAAAAGCAAAAGUAUGAAGCUUUGAGGAAGCAACAGUCAAAGAAGGGAACUUCCAGGGAAGAUCAGACUCUUGCACUGCUGAACCAGUUUAAAUCUAAACUCACUCAAGCAAUUGCUGAAAUGCCUGAAAAUGACACUCCUGAAACAGAAGUCGAAGAUGAUGAAGGAUGGAUUGUCCUACUUUGCCAAAAGGAAAACAAAAACGGAUGUCACAUGUACUUCAGUUUGAGGAUAAAAGCAGAAAAGUGAAAGAUGCAAGCAUGCAAGACUCAGACACAUUUGAAAUCUAUGAUCCUCGGAAUCCAGUGAAUAAAAGGAGGAGGGAAGAAAGCAAAAAGCUGAUGAGAGAGAAAAAAGAAAGAAGAUAAAAUAAGAAUAACGAUAACCAGAACUUGCUGGAAAUGUGCCAGCAGUGGCCUUGUAACAGCCAUUGUUCCCAACAGCAUCACUUAGGAGUGUGAAAAGAAGUAUUUCCGAACCUGUUGUCUGGUUUUGAAAAACAAUUAUCUUGUUUUGCAAAUUGUGGAAUGAUGUAAGUAAAUGCUUUUAGUCACUGGUACAUGCGUUUUUUUCCUACCUGACCUUUUAUAUUGCUAAAUCUGAAAUAAAAUAAUUUUCCUUCCUUGUUACAUGUUAA